Messenger RNA from Coregonus sp. 'balchen', 1470 nucleotides. Lineage: Eukaryota; Metazoa; Chordata; Actinopteri; Salmoniformes; Salmonidae. The record is from the annotation of a GenBank genome assembly.
AUGUGUGAAUCUUUCUUCUUCUCAAAGGAUCCAAUGAAAAUGUCCAUCUGCACGCACGAGAACCGCAAAUCCCGCCUCAAUUCGGCGUCCAUGAACAUCUUUCUGUUCCACAAUUCGUCAUACGCGGACAGUGUCCUGACGCUCCUCAACUUGCUCCGACAGCAGCGUCUCUUCACAGAAGUCCUCCUCCAUGAUUGAAGCCGCUCUUUCCCCUACCACCGUGCUGUGCUGGCUGCAUGCAGCCGCUACAUCCAGGUAAAAACACUUUGCAGCCGACAUUGCAAACGACUGCUGACUGACUGAUGUAAAAAAAAUCACCUUGCAUCAUAAAUAACUGUUCAUUAUUAUUUGUAGAUCAGUCAGUCAGUCACAAUUUACCCACAAUGCAUCACAUAUUUGAUGCUCUCAAACAUGGCCACUUAUUACACUUAUUAUUAAGACAGGGAACUAGCAUAAACAUUUUCCAUAGGAAAACAUGUCACGUUUAGCUGCCAUGCUCUUGGUUUCCAACUCUCUUUGUUCAAGGCCAUGUUCUCUGGCGGGCUGAGGGAGAGCCAGGCCAGCGAGCUGGACUUCAGGGACUCAGUCACCCGGAAGUCUUGGAGCUGCUACUGGACUACACCUACAUGUCCUGGAUGGUGAUCAACGAAGAGAACGCAGAGUCCCUCCUGGAGGCCGGGGACAUGCUGGAGCUCCAGGACAUUCGGGACGCCUGCACGGAGUUCCUGGAGCGUAAUCUGACACUGCCUGGGCAUGCUGCUGCUGUCCGACGCCCACCAGUGCACCAAGCUGUCCGAGCUCUCCUGGGGCAUGUGCCUCAGCAACUUCCCCGCUUCGGCCAUGGCUCGGCCGAACUCAAACACUGCCUCUACGUGGUAGGAGGCCACACGGCGGGUUACAGGCUUCCUACCCGCCUCGCCCUCUGUGUCGCUGAAGCAAGUGGAGAAGUACGACCCGGUGAACAUCAAGUGGUCCAUGGUGGUGCCGCUGAGGGAGGGCGUGAGCAAUGCGGCGGUGGUCAGCAUCAAGCUCAAACUCUACGCCUUUGGAGGAACCAGUGUCACCCACGACAAACUACCCAAGGUGCAGCUCUAUGACCCCCAAGAGAAUCGUUGGCCCGUGCUUGCCUCCUGCCCACAGCCCUGGCGCUCUAGCCCUGCAGCCAUUCUCAACAACCAGAUCUUUGUAAUGGGUGGGGACACAGAGUUCUCGGCAUGUUCAGCCUAUAAGUUCAGCAGUGACAGCUACCAAUGGACUAAAGUUGGAGACGUGACGGCCAAGCGGAUGAGCUGCCAGGCUGUGGCGUCUGGGAACAAACUGUAUGUGGUGGGAGGGUACUUUGGCAUGUAGCGGUGUAAGACUCUGGACUGUUAUGACCCUACGCUGGACGGGUGGAACAGUAUCACUACCGUACCCUAUUCACUCAUCCCCACAGUGUUUGUCUCCACCUGGAAACACCUCCCAGCCUGA